Molecule: messenger RNA, 4157 nt
Organism: Cynoglossus semilaevis (tongue sole)
Lineage: Eukaryota; Metazoa; Chordata; Actinopteri; Pleuronectiformes; Cynoglossidae
Gene: mllt3
Product: MLLT3 super elongation complex subunit
Exons: 13
Coding region: 282-2012 (576 amino acids)
Biological process (GO): positive regulation of DNA-templated transcription
Cellular component (GO): transcription elongation factor complex
Molecular function (GO): chromatin binding
Source: RefSeq, a predicted model, not a curated record
ACACGUUUAGUCUAUAGCAGGAAAUAAUAAACUAUGUUUUCCGUCAUAUUUCUAUACCUUUGUUGGGUAAGAAUACCAUUUAAAUUAGACUUUGUUCUGAAAGUCCGCUACGGAUGUUGCACACGUAGUUCCGGGAUAUUGACAGCCGGCGAGCCUCAGAAAGUCUUGAGAGUGACUUCAGUCCAGGAGACCAUGUCCGCUGAUGCAGGCGAGCUCUCCUCUCCUCUGCACUUAUUUGUAUCUCACUCUCCAUGAAAUAACAGGGACACGCGGCCUCCAGGAUGGCCAGCUCGGGUGCUGUUCAGGUGAAACUGGAACUUGGUCAUCGUGCCCAAGUGAGAAAGAAACCCACAGUGGAAGGCUUUACCCACGACUGGAUGGUGUUUGUCCGAGGACCAGACCACAGCAACAUUCAGCACUUUGUGGAGAAAGUCGUUUUUCACCUGCAUGAAAGUUUCCCCAAGCCAAAAAGAGUGUGCAAGGAUCCACCGUACAAAGUGGAGGAGUCUGGAUAUGCUGGAUUCAUCUUGCCUAUUGAAGUGUACUUCAAAAACAAGGAAGAACCGAAGAAAGUCCGCUUUGACUACGACCUGUUUCUCCACCUGGACGGCCAUCCGCCCGUCAAUCACCUCCGCUGUGAAAAGCUGACCUUCAACAACCCCACAGAAGAGUUUCGUAGGAAGCUACUGAAAGCAGGAGGGCAACGGGAUCCUCACAAGCGAAGUUCGGAGGACUCAAAGGUGAUGGUGAUGCAGGAGGGUUCCACCUCCCUGUUCGGCCAGCACCUGAAGCUGCCUACACUUCCCAACAGCUCGCUGACGUCCAGCUUCUCUGACCCAAAGAAGAGUAAAAACUUCCUGGGGUCAAAGGAUGGCUCCAAAGGAAGUGGAAAUAUCCCUCUCACCACUGCCACAACCACCAGCACCAACAGCAGCAGCUUCUCCAAACUCUACAAACCUUCAAAGGACCACAAGGAAAAGCCUCCAAAAGACUUGAAAGAGCCAAAAAGUGCCUUCAGAGACUCUGGCUGGGAAUCCAGCAAAGCUCCCAAAGAACCUUCCAGAAAACCCAAAGAGAACCAGCCCCUUAGAGAUCCUAAGAUGGGCUUCAAAGAACCCAAGUCCUUGACCAAGGAGCAUCGGACUGAAGGUAUCAACCAUGGGAUUAACAAGCGUCUGUCGGCGCCCGACACUGAUGACCAUAUGGCCAAAAAACGUAAAAAGGGAUUUGUGGAUUCGUCAGGGAAGCACGUGUCGGGUUCAGAUCCUCUUCAUUCGGAUAGGAAACUAUUAAAGGAUAGAACGCAAUUGAGAACAGCUAAAUCACGGACCGACAGGGACGAGACUCGCAAAAAGGCGUCAACACUUCCUCCAUUCCAGGAACUGGUGGACCCCAAUGACUCCGAUGUGGAGGACCAGUUCGCGAAGUCGGAUUCUGAACAGCCCAGUCCAGCCAGCUCUAGCUCCAGUUCCGGCUUUGCUCCCACUCAUCAUAAACGCCAAGUCCUGGGCCCCCUGCAGUCGGUGAUGCAGGACCUGCACUCUGAUGACAACGAUGAGGAUUCUGAGGAGGACGAUGACAACGACAUGGACUCUGACAUGGAGCGGCUGGCGCACACGCACAUCACACACCACCAGCGCAGGGUCAGUUUAAGUGACGGCAGUGAGAGUGACAGCUCCUCACCUUCACCUCGCCACCGCAACGACGCUCCACCCUUGUUAAAGACUACUAAUAACCAGAUCCUGGAGGUGAAGAGUCCGACGAAGCAAAGCAAACAGGACAAGAACAAAAACUUAGAAUGUGAUAAGGCUUACCUGGACGAACUGGUGGAGCUGCACAAGAGGCUGAUGACACUGAGAGAGGGACACAUUCUGCAACAGAUCGUGAACCUGAUCGAAGAAACCGGACACUUUCACAUCACAAACACUACGUUUGACUUCGAUCUUUGCUCCUUGGACAGGAGCACCGUCAGGAAACUCCAAAGUUACCUGGAGACCUGCGGCCUGUCCUGAGGACACUGAGCAGCUGGCUGCUGGAUCUCUGUCUCCACUGACUUAUGACAUUUUUUCGGAAUUUAAAAAAAAAAAAAAAAAAAGAAAGAAAAUGUUGUGUAUGCAAUGCAAAAAGCCCCCACCAUGGCCGGGAUCCGACUGCUGUGCGUCCUAUGGGACCGAGCUCUGGACCCGUCACCGAGACCAAAGCCAGGAGUGGUGGGUAUGAGCCCUGUGGAUCAGGAGAUCACCCAGAAAGCCUUGAAAACUUCACUUGAUUUAAUAAAAAAAAGAAAGAAAGAAAAGGAAAUGAAAUGGCGACCGUGUUGCUCUUAAUGAAGGUGCAUAUUGUUGUAUCAUAUAUGUUUCUCCAUUUUUUUUUUUAUACCUUGUGACAAAUGCAUGGUCAACAUUGCCUUACAACAUUGUGUUUUAUUUAUUGAAUUUAUUUCGCAGGUGUGUGUGCGCGUGUAUUUGAAACAGCGAAAAGAAGGAAAAAAAAAAAAAAAGAAAAGAAAACGCAGCAGAAUGAGACUUUUCUUAAAGCACUUCACAACACAACACACUGGCGUCACAGUACAGCACCCGCAACUUACAGGCUACAUGUGUGUUGUUGGGGGAUUUGUUUAAAUCUGCGGAUAACAUAAGGAAAAAAAAGAAAAAAAUUUUUUUGAAAGAUUUGGCCAUAAAGUGAAAAUGAUCAUUUAAAAUCCUCAUCCCACCAAGAUGACAUGAUGUUUGGACUUCACAUUUAGCAUUUCGUCAUCUGUCGUCGUAAAAGCUGCUGAAGAUGUUGCUUAUCAAACGCUAACUGUAGGUGGACGUCAACGCGAACCUGUUGCUGCUUUGUCUUAAACCAAUCAUUGCUCAGUCUUGCAGAUUUUAUUUUGUUGUAAAAUCACGACGUUAAAGAGUAAUUUUUUGUCAAUAAACACCUGCAGAUUGAUAGUUGAGAAGGUGUAAAAACUGACCGUAUCAAAUUAGCAAACAGUGGUUUCCAGUUUCCAGCGUUAUGCACAUGUAGAACAUGUGCUUUUAAAAACAAACUGACUUUCAGAAACACUAACUAUCUAUGAAACUUCAGUCUAAUCUUGAAGGAGAUCCACAUGGUCUUUGUUUUUUUAUUUUGUUUUUUUCUGAUGCGACUGCAGAACCACUACAAAUACGAACUGCAGUAAUACGAAGUGUUCGGUGGCGUCAUCGACAUAUACACAACGGCAUUAAAAUACAAUUAAACCUCUACCGUGUCGCCGUUAUCAUUCAAGGUGAAAGCGGAAAAGAUGUUUACCGUGAAAUGCUCAUGUCUAAACACUAACCGUUGCUUAACGCAAAAAUGUUUAUUUUUUUAUCUUUGCAUUUUUAAAAAAAUGGCUAUGAAAACAGACCAGCUCUGUUGCCAAAAUUAUUUAUUUGAUCAAUUUUUCAUCAAGUGUAAUUUCACAAACUCAACCACAGACGUUCAAGACGCGUCGCUACGUCUUUCUGUAGCUCUUGAUUUUUUGAUUUUUUUUUUCAGAAAAUAAAUUUAAUACAAUGUCAUAUUCCUACAUGAUUGGUUUUAAAUCUAAAAAAAGUCUUUUUUUUUUCCUUUUUUUUUUUAAGAAAGUUAACUUGAGUACAAUUUACAGGCUGAAGUCUGUAUCUACGUUCAUUCCACUAAAUUCAACACAGGCUACAAACACAUUCACAGACUCUUUAUUCACCGACGUCAUGUGGCGGCAGUUUUUUUUUCGCAACUUCUGCUUAAUUUUGUUUAUCCAUUCGUCCAAAGGAAAUCAUUCAACAAAAAAUGUCUGGAGGAGAAAUGGUUUGACUCUGCCGUUUUGAAAUGUUUGGGUUAAAUCCUGAAAUGCAAGGUUCAUUGGGAUGUUUUUGACUGACAGAUUCUGUUACGGGUGUUAAAAAGGCAAAAAAAAAAAAAAAAAAAAGCAGAAUCUUUUAUUUAUUUGGAGGGAGUUGGUGUUUAGUCAAAACUCUACAUUGUUUUCUCUGAGCAAGAAUUCUCUGAUUUUUUUUUUUUUUUUUUAAAGGACAAACUGACACUCCUUUUCCAAAUGACCUGUAAGGGUUUUUCUUUCUUAGCCAGUUUUCUGUCUUAUGGUUUCUUGUGUACUUUGAGAAAUGACAAUAAAUAUUCUGUAUGUUGUGCAGAUGAGUUAUUAAACA